AUGGCGGAAGCUACAAUGGUAGAACGUCCUCAUGAUAUUUAUUUUUGUCACGAGUGUAUGAGAGAGGUUCAGCUGAAUAUCCCGGCUCUCACUUGCUCAAGAUGCAACAGCGAGUUUGUAGAAGAAAUGGAGAGCAGGCCAGCUCCGCCGCCCCAGUCAUCUGCUGAUUCCCGUAGCACAGAUCCUGCAUUGCAGUUUGCUGAGCUGCUAAACACAUCACUCUUUGAACUUAUAAGAUCGACUGGAGGUCCCCAGUUGCACCGCCACAGAUACAACACUCGUUCUUCAGUUAGACAUGAUGAUGCUGACAGUGAGGAUGAUGAGAUGCUGGGUGUGGCACCUAGCGCUGUCUUUCAUAUCAAUUCUGGAGACCCUCAGCAGGCGGGUCAACAAAGCCUUCCAUGGGUGAAAUCAUUUGUCUUAUUUAGAAAAUUAAAAAUCAUCAAUUAUGUAAUACAACGCCUCGGCAGUGACCUUGGAGGAGGACGCAGUCCAUUGAGAAUUUUGCAUGCAAAUCCAGGAGAUUAUGCUUGGGGGCCAAGCGGACUUGACGCCAUAAUUUCACAGCUUUUGAAUCACCUAGAAGGAACAGGUGCUCCACCAGCACAGAAGGAUAAAAUAGAUAACUUGCCACGAAUAACCAUUGAGCAAAUCCAUAUUGAAAACACUCUCCAGUGCUCUAUAUGUAUGGAUGACUUUGAGCUAGCCAUGGAGGCAAGAAAACUACCCUGUGAUCAUCUGUACCAUUCAGAAUGUAUAGUCAAAUGGUUGGAAAUGCACGGAACAUGCCCUGUUUGUAGGAAAGACUUGAAUGGGGAAGAUACCUCAACGCACGAUUCAGACUACACUACUGGCUUCCAGCAACCCACGGGUGAAGGUAACGGUGCUACUUCUUCCUCUUCUACUUCCAUGGGACCUUCAACGUCGUCAUCCUUUAGGGACCUGUGGAGAAAUUAA
Molecule: messenger RNA, 957 nt
Organism: Candidula unifasciata
Lineage: Eukaryota; Metazoa; Mollusca; Gastropoda; Stylommatophora; Geomitridae
Source: the annotation of a GenBank genome assembly